Fulvia fulva is the source of this 3756-nucleotide messenger RNA. Its product is annotated as Nucleoporin. The transcript has a single exon. Gene Ontology annotation, cellular component: nuclear pore. The coding region runs from base 1 to 3756 and encodes 1251 amino acids. Gene Ontology annotation, molecular function: protein binding; structural constituent of nuclear pore. The record is from RefSeq and is a predicted model, not a curated record. Lineage: Eukaryota; Fungi; Ascomycota; Dothideomycetes; Mycosphaerellales; Mycosphaerellaceae.
AUGUCUGCCGCGCCGGUGCUAUACCAGGAAACACGCCUCUCCCUCGACAGCGCCUCACCGUCCUCGAUCCUCAACAUCAACACAGCAACAAACAGCUUCAGCGCCUCGUUUGGCGCGGGCAGAAAGCGGCCGUUCGACGACAUCAGCGGACUCGACGAAGAGAGCUAUGCGCGCAAGCACCUCGCCAGCGAAGGCUCCGUCUUCUUCCGCCCGAAGAGCAAGGCACCGCGAAGUUUCCUCUGGCGCGUGCUGGACGAGCGUCAAUUGCUGGAAGUCCAAUGCGUGGACCUGGUGCUAGACGCAAACAAGCACGCAAAGGCCGAGUCGUGGCUGACCUUCCACAUUGCGCUGCCUGCGCCCAUCAUACCGGGCGGUGUUGCUUUGGCCGACGCAGAAGAGAAGGAUGCCUUGGAGGUGUUCGUCAUCACCAGUGACAAGGAGCUGUACACCGUCACGCUGAGGCGCGACUUGCUUGUCCGCGAGACUGUGCCGACAGACUUCGAUGCUGCCACGUGCGUCAAGCGGUUUGGGCUCAAUCUGGUCAGCUACCGACGACCCUAUCGUCUGCAGGCAGUCGGCAGUCUGGAAUUGCUGCUUUCACUCAGCGAUGGGAGCAUACUGCGAUUGACGCGGCAGCCGAACGAGAAUGCCGCACAAUGGCGCGAGACGCAGUACAGCGAAGGUGGUUGGAAGGGCACGUUGAAGCGAGGUCUUCCUUUUACCAAGACCCAGACUGUUCGAUACGACAACCACGACCUCAAUGCGGACACAGUUGCGGCAAUGGCUAAGAGUCCGAACGGGAGGUUCAUAUGGACCUUGGGUCUGGACCACAUUCUGAAAGCAUGGGACAUGGAGAGUGGCAAGGUAGCAAUGACGCGGAGUCUUGUUGGAGCAGGAGCAGACGAAGACGAGCACAACAAGAAUAACCGCUACAUCAUGAGCGCUGAACAGGGCACACUCCUACAGAUUGUCUCUGCGCCCGAUGCAGCGAACAGCCAGGCGCUUGCCACCCCCAAUACGGAGGUCCCAUACUACUUGAUUGCCUACUCGCCCAAGGACCACGAGUUCAAGUUCUUUGGUGUUCGAUCCGGACGAGACGGGGAAGGAAUCGAGGAUGUACACCUGGACGAUAUGCACCGAGGCGAAAAGCUCAUACCACCCAUCGACGACUUGAUGAACACUAACAUCUGGCACAUGGAACACUUUGCAUUCAGUCCUGGCGAGAACUUCUCUGGUGCGCAACUUUGGCUUCGAGUCAGGAGUGGAGCUGUUUGUCGGACCUUCAUGCUCAAUUUCGACUUGCUUGAUCAAGAUGGUGCUGCGAUCGACCUCGAGGAUGUCUUUGCGAGUGGCUGGAGUGCGGUCGAUUCUUCGUCACUGACUGUCGACAAGCUGAAGAGUUCUGUCGAUUUCAUCGCAGCCACAGGCAGCCAAGACAUGUCGAGGACACCCAGUGAAAAGUGGCUAAAUUUCCUCUUCUUUCCCGGUCGUUUCAGCCAGGCAUCACUCGAAAGUGCACUAUAUCUUUACUGCAAAGGUCGUAACUUGCCGACAUCCACGUCACGAGGCAUCCGUACCAACGAGCAGCCGCUGAAGGAACGAAUCACUGGCGCUGUGGCCGCGAAGAUUCUGUUGAGACGCCUGCCCUCCAACGACCGGCCAGACUACGAGUCUUACCAGCGCGAUCUGCAGACCCAAUGGGAGACAUUCUACUCUCUGCUCACGCACCUCCACAACCGCCGACACGAGGCCGUUGGUUUUGCUUUCGACUUGGAAGAAUGCCUGCCCUGGGCUAUCUGUGCCGACUUCGUUGCGCCUAUGCGCGCUAACAGCGGUUUCGAGAAUUUGACAUUGAAUGCAGACCUCAUCAUGAGCGGCGAUAUCAAUGAAACACACGAUAAUGUUCGUGGCCGCAUCAUCGAGACUGAUGAAGACAUCGCCAGAAGCCAGUUCCUCGCGCUCGCUCGACGAUGUAGAAGUUGCUUCGCUGCCGCACCCCAGAGCAAGCUACGAAGCAUUGCAAUCGCGAAUGCAAUGGCGCAGACUCCUGAUGAGACUGCGGAAGAAGGUAUGCGAUCCAUCUAUGACCGAUGCAAUUUCCAGGAGGAGAUCGGAGAACUCGAGUACAAUAUUUUAAACGACCUUUCCGAUGAGCUCAAUGGCCUUGGCGGCUUGAAUGACGACCACUUCUUGGCUAUCACCGAACGGAUCGAAGACAAGCCCGCCAACGAUCGUGGCGUGGAUCGCGAACUGCUUGGGCGACUGGGAAGACCCUUCAGUGUUGCAGUGGCUCAGGAAACCUUACAGCGCAGCCAGGCUAUCUUGCUGGACAUGCUCACGUUGCUGGUGUUCCUGCAUUGCGAUCUGCAAGAGGAUGAGUUGAGCGAAGAGUUACGGCCUGCGCAAGUCUACGAGAACCUCAUGAUGCACUUGAGGCAUGUUGAGUUACGCCUCUGGCUGGUCAGCAACAUUCGUAUCGAGAAGAAACAGGCAGGCGGUCGACGUAGCGAGCAACUUACUCUCUACGAGCACAUGUUUGCGCAAGACUGGAGGGCGAAGCCAGAUAGAGAGAAUGUGUCGCAUGGUUUGUCGGAGCUGCUUACCGCGUGGAGCAAGAACUGGAUCUUUGGCAUUAACAUAAGCCACGACUACGAUCGUCUGUGCGGGCACAUACUCGCGGAUCUCGUUGAGCACCACGAUAUUGACCUUGCGUCGGACUUCUUGCAGAUUUCGCCCGACACAGCGUGGAUCUCAUACCUCAAAGGCCGCCUCUAUGUUCUCAAUGGAGAGUACGAGCUUGCUGGCCUCGCCUUCCACGAAGCUGCGAACGAGAUGGCCACGAUGGCACCAGAUGAAAAUAGUCUUCUGACUAUGGAAGAGAAGCCAUUCUUUGCCAAAGGUCUGGCGUCUUACUACCAUCAUGUCUCAUCGCUCUUCGAUAAGCUCAAAGUAUUCGCCUCCACGGCGGAGUUCGCACAGCUGGCUUUGCACGAGUUGCCGCCUGACAAUGAGCUUCAUAGGUCUCUUCGGACCAUUGACAAGAGGAAGAAGAGCGACUUGGACAGCCCAGCUCCUCAGCGGAUCGACGAUGCCAUGGAAGAGCUGCACUUGAUCAGAAACAAGGAGCACAAAGACGAACUUCGCCUUCGCCUGUUCAAUUCCCUCAACUCCAUAGGCCGAUCCCACCACGCCUACAAGAUCCUACUCGAAAUCGACAACUAUCAGUUGCAGAAGUCGAGCUUGAGGACGAUCCUUGAUACAUGCAUCAAGCGGGACGCUGUCUCCACCCUGCUGGAGCUCCCUAUUGCUGGAGAUCUAGCAAAACAAGCCGACACUAUCCUGCUCGAACUUGCUAAGAAAAGCAUGACGUCCGGUCUGCCCUCAGGACCAGCCUAUCACAAGAUCCUGUUCGCCUUCCGUACCCAGAACAACAACUAUCGCGGCGCAGCAGCUAUCCUCUAUGACCACCUUGAGCGACUACGAAAGUCGAGUAAGCUCGCCAUCCAGGAUCCGGACGACGAGACUCUUGUGCAGAUAUAUGUUCUGCUCGUCAAUACUCUCGCAUGCUGCGGGGAGGGCGAGGCAUGGCUGCUUGCGGAUCCUAUACCUCAUGUUCACGAGCCGGAGAGGCAGAGGAAGCUCGUUACGAUUAGUGAUAUCAGGAGAGAGUAUACAGCUGAGUUGGAUCGGAGGAGCGAGAUCAUGCAUGGAAGGUUCCCGUUGAUGGGAGGUGGAGAUGAUAUGGAUUUGUUGUAG